Messenger RNA from Serpula lacrymans var. lacrymans S7.9, 2324 nucleotides. RefSeq lists its product as uncharacterized. The transcript is spliced from 7 exons. Lineage: Eukaryota; Fungi; Basidiomycota; Agaricomycetes; Boletales; Serpulaceae. The coding region runs from base 1 to 2142 and encodes 713 amino acids. The record is from RefSeq and is a predicted model, not a curated record. Gene Ontology annotation, biological process: regulation of DNA-templated transcription. Gene Ontology annotation, cellular component: nucleus.
AUGGCUACGAAAAAAGCGGAUAAGCACAUCUUUCGGAGGCUUUCCCAGGUGUAUGUUGAGAUUCCCCCUUCACCCUUGCACAGGUCUCGCAAUGCAUCCAUUUCUGCCCCACACGUGUCUUCUGUCAACCAAAGCCGCAAAGAAAACGCGUUGCUGCCUCUUGCUAACUCCCAAAUGACACAUAACCAACCCUCUAACUCGCACAAGAAGCGCAAGCGCGACACUGAAGAAUCCUCAGAUAUGACUCUCGUCGAUAACAGCCAACCGAUUAAGAAGUCCAAGUCAAGUGGGACGAAAGGUCCUACUGCCGCUGGGGAAUCUAUUAAGCCCAAAGUUUCAGACGAAUUCCCUGAUGGUUAUCAUUAUUGUCACCAGUGCUACAGGAAGCGCGAUCAGUCAGCGAUUAUUCGUUGCACCUUCAAGGUUACGAAAGAACAGAGUUGUGGGGCAAAGUAUUGCAAACCUUGCCUAAAGAACCGCUACGGCCUCGACUUUGAUGCAAUCAAAGCAAAAGGCGAGAUAGCCAAAUCCAAAGAGAGGUCCAAGCAUGCCGUCGGGCAGGGACAUAUUUUCAAGUGUCCGAGGUGUAACGACUCGUGCAACUGCGUCCGAUGCAGAAAGGCAAAGGGUCUCCGACCGACAGGUGCAUCAGGGAAGAAGUCCAAAGACCCUGCGGCCGCUAGGAAGACAGAGACUAAAAAGCCCCGGGCUGCACCACGGCCGAAGCUCUUACCAAAGCCAGUAUGGACUGGUGUUCCCAUCUCUCUGUCUCUAAGUGAUGCAGAAGAUCGCUUUCAUAUUCGGGAAUUUGUUUUACGUUUUGCUUCCGCGUUGGGUGUUUCUCGAACACACGUAGAAGAGCUAGAGGAAAUCCAAGGUUUUAGGGGUCGCGGAUCUGAAGAUGAUGAUGACGAUCUGGUUGCCUGGGUUAGUGAGCCAUGCGUCAAAUCAAUUAUCCUCGGGCUGUUGGGAAUGCUGGAUCUGGAUGGAGAAGCUGCCAAGAGUACAGACGCGGCAAUCAAGGAAAUUAGACACAGUGGAGCAAAUCUUAACAAACUAUGGGCAGAACUAUCGUCCCUGCGCGAUGGUUGGAGUCGGACGAUAGCAAUAUCUUCGAGCUCUGCUUCUUCCGGCAAAAGGCUAACAUUCCCUGACCCCCUUCCUCCACCUGAGUCUGCCACUGUUCACCAAACUCGUAGUGGCGCCGCACAGGUAAAUGCAACGGGAGUAAAUGUCGUUCGAACUGCACAAUUGGUUCCUAUAUUGCAUGCUCUGGUGGACGCGGUCAUAGAUACCGAUGCUGUCAGGGAAGAACUGGAUUCAGGGUUGCAAGAGGCAAAAGAAAGAGCUAGAGAAGCCCGCGAAGGCCUGAAAAGAGAGAAUGAACGCUUCGAACAGGAAAAGCAAGAUGAAGAUAAGAAGGAUAAAUCAAAGCUUCGACGUCAUAAACGUAUGGCAGCGGACAUCGAACAAGUACUCAAACUCUCUACAUAUGCAUAUGCUCCCCGUUUGUCACCUCUGGGCAGGGACCAUGAAGGACGAACUUACUGGGCCCUUUCCCCUGGUUUGGUGGAAACAGAGGCUGCACUCGAUACCCUUUCUUCCGUAUCUCAGGGCAAGACAGCCUCGAGAAAAGCUAGAGGUCGCAAACGCAUGGUUCCCUCUGAAGAGCACCGCAGUUCUCUGAGAAAAUGGUCCUGGUUCAUAGGUGUUUGGGGUAUGCUACCUCCGCCUGAAGAACGCAAAAUCAUCAGAGAUUCGGAAGAUGACAUCUCUGACGAUUCCGUAGAUGAGGAAGGAGAGCAGUGGUGGGCCUUCUGGAAUCCCGAAGAGAUAUCCAAAUUGGCGACGUGGAUCGCUUACAAAGCUGGCCUAUCAGAGAAAGAAUCAAGGCCUAAUGAGGAUGAUCGAAAUACGCAUUCAGGCAUUCCUCUUGUGGAGUCGUCUGUCAAUGGCGAAGAAGUAGACGACUCUCCAGAUGAAGACGACAAUGAAAACGACGAUUGUAUGGAUUCGACGAGGAUGCCCACUCGGGGCCAGCUGAAGAUGUUAAUCAAGGGGUUGCAAGAAUACUCAGCUUUGCUCAAGUGGCGUACAAGCAGAGACGAAGAGGACCAUAAAAUAGCCCUCGGUGACAGCUGAACCCAAGAAAAUUACUGUCUCUUUCAUUAACAUGUUCGUAUACCUAACUAAUUUGCCAUGUAUUCAAGUACUGUAUAUGGACGUCACAUGGCUUUCCUCUAGAUCAUUAUUCUUACAAUAUUGUUAUGUACUGUUUCAUUUAGUUACCGUUGUUAUAAACUCCUCGGUGUUGGUGGGCCGCU